AUGAACGACGUUUGCAAAAAUCAUUUUCUAAGGGAUCUCUACAGGAAAAUCGAUGGCGCCGUACUCACAUCGCAAAACGAGAGAAAUCUCGAUUGUGCAAUUACAUUUCAAACGCACAGUAUUCUUCAAAGAUUUAUGCUCAGGUUCGAUCGACUACAACUCGAUUGCAACGAUCAUCUCUAUAUUUAUGAUGGAGCGCAUGCCGUUGGAACUUUUAAGAAAUUUCCAGGCUUUAGAUUAACUCCUGUUAAUAAUAGUGAUGCUCUUGAUGAUAAUAUUGCUGAUAAAACUAGUGAUGAUGAUAAAGAUAAUGAUUUUGAUGAAGCUAAUGAUGUUGAUAAAGCUAACAAUGCUGACAAUGAUAGUGAUGCAGAUAAAGUUAAUGAUGCUGAUAAUGAUGAUAGUCAUGCUAAUAAUUAUGAGGAUGAAGAUAAUAAAGCUAAUGAUGCUAAUAAUAUUAAUCGUAAUGCUGAUAAUGAUGAUGAUAAUGAUGCUGAUAAAUCUAAUGAUGCUGAUACUGAUAGUGAUGCUGAUAGUAAUGAUGCUAAUGAUAAUAGUGAUGCUGAUAAUGAUGCUGAUGACUAUAGUGAUGCUAAUGAUGAUAGUCAUGCUAAUAAUCAUGAAGAUGAAGCUAAUAAUGUUAAAAAAGUUAAUGAUGUUGUCAAUGAUAGUGAUGUUGAUGAAGCUAAUGAUGCUGAUAAUGAUAUUGAUGCUAAUUAUGCUAAUGAUGAUAGUAAUGCUGAUAAAGCUAAUGAUGCUGAUAAUGAUAUUGAUGCUAAUGAUUAUAACGAUGUUGAUAAAGCUAAUAAUGCUAAUAAAAUUAAUGAUGCUGUUAAUGAUAGUGAUGUUGAUAAAGCUAAUGAUGCUGUUAAUAAUAAUAAUAAUAGUAAUGCUGAUAAUGAUGAUGAUAGUGAUGGUGAUGCUGAUACUGAUAGUGAUGCUGAUAACGAUAGUGAUGCUAAUAAUGAUAGUAAUGCUGAUGACAAUAAUGACGCUGAUAGUGAUGGUGAUGCUAAUGAUGAUAUUGAUGCUGUUAAAUCUAAUAAUGCUAAUAAUGUUAAUGAUGCUGUUAAUGACAGUGAUGUUGAUAAAGCUAAUGUUGCUGUUAAUAAUAAUAAUAAUAGUAAUGCUGAUAAUGAUGAUGAUAGUGAUGGUGAUGCUGAUACUGAUAGUGAUGCUGAUAACGAUAGUGAUGCUAAUAAUGAUAGUAAUGCUGAUGACAAUAAUGACGCUGAUAGUGAUGGUGAUGCUAAUGAUGAUAUUGAUGCUGUUAAAUCUAAUAAUGCUAAUAAUGUUAAUGAUGCUGUUAAUGACAGUGAUGUUGAUAAAGCUAAUGUUGCUGUUAAUAAUAAUAAUAAUAGUAAUGCUGAUAAUGAUGAUGAUAGUGAUGGUGAUGCUGAUACUGAUAGUGAUGCUGAUAACGAUAGUGAUGCUAAUAAUGAUAGUAAUGCUGAUGACAAUAAUGACGCUGAUAGUGAUGGUGAUGCUAAUGAUGAUAUUGAUGCUGUUAAAUCUAAUAAUGCUAAUAAUGUUAAUGAUGCUGUUAAUGACAGUGAUGUUGAUAAAGCUAAUGUUGCUGUUAAUGAUAGUAAUGCUGAUGACAAUAAUGACGCUGAUAGUGAUGGUGAUGCUAAUGAUGAUAUUGAUGCUGUUAAAUCUUAUAAUGCUAAUAAAGUUAAUGAUGCUGUUAAUGACAGUGAUGUUGAUAAAGCUAAUGAUGCUGAUAAUGAUAAUGAUAGUUAUGGUAAUAAUGAUAUUAAUGCUGAUAAAGCUAAUGAUGUUGACAAUGCUAAUGCUGCUGAUAAUUAUAGUAAAACUUUGAUUAUAAUGAUAAGGAUGAUUGCUGAUAAUGAUAGUGAUGCUAAUGAUGAUAGUAACCCUAAUGAUGAUAAUGUUGCUGAUAAUGAUAGUGAUGCUGAUGAUAAUAAUAAUACUGAUGUUAAUGAUGCAGUUAAUGUUAAUGAUUCUGACAAUGAUACUGAUAAAGUUAAUAAUGCUAAUGAAGCUAAUGAUGCUGAUAAUGAUAAUGAUGCUAAUAAAGUCAUUAAUGCUGAUAAAGCUGAUGAUGCUGAUAAUGAUAGUGAUGCUAAUAAUGAUAAUGUUGUUGAUAAAGCUAUUGAUGCUGAUAAUGAUAGUGAAGCUGAUGGUAAUAAUGAUACUGAUGCUAAUGCUAAUGAAGCUGUUAAAAUUAAUGAUGUUGACAAUGAUAGUAAUGCUGAUGAUAAUAAUACUACUGAUGCUAAUGAUGCUGACAAUGAUAGUACUGCUAAUAAUACUGAUAAAGUAAUUAAUACUAAUGAAGGUAAUGAUGCUGAUAAUGCUAAUGAUGCUAAUAAAGCUAAUGAUGCUAAUGAAGCUAAUGAUGCUGAUAAUGAUAGUGAUUCUAAUGAUGAUAAUGUUGUUAAUAAAACUAAUCAUGCUGAUAAUGAUAGUGAAGCUGAUGGUAAUAAUGAUACUGAUGCUAAUGAUGCUGUUAAAGUUAAUGAUGCUGACAAUGAUAGUAAUUCUAAUGAUACUGAUAUAGUUAAUAAUGCUGAUGAAGCUAAUGAUACUGAUAAUGAUAGUGAUGCUAAUGAUGAUAGUAAUGCUAAUGAUGAUAAUGUUGCUGAUAAUGAUAGUGAUGCUAAUGAUGAUAGUAAUGCUAGUGACAAUGAUGCUGACAAUGAUAGUGAAGCUGAUGGUAAUAAUGAUACUGAUGCUAAUGAUGCUGUUAAAGUUAAUGAUUCUGACAAUGAUAGUAAUGCUAAUGAUACUGAUAAAGUUAAUAAUGCUGAUAAAGCUAAUGAUACUGAUAAUGAUAGUGAUGCUAAUGAUGAUAGUAAUGCUAAUGAUGAUAAUGUUGCUGAUAAUGAUAGUGAUGCUAAUGAUAAUAAUAAUACUGAUGUUAAUGAUGCUGUUAAAGUUAAUGAUGCUGGCAAUGAUAGUAAUGCUGCUAAUGAUAGUGAUAAUAAACAAAAAGAUGCUAAUAAUGAUGAGGAUGUUAAUAAUAGUGAUACUAAUAAUGAUGAAAAUGGUUUUGACAAUGAUGCUAAUAAUAAAGAACAUGGUACUGACAGUGCUGCUAAUAAUGACGAUGAUAAAGAUACUGAUAAUGAUGAUAAUGAAGAUAAUAAUAACGAUGAUGAUAAUGACGAUAAUGAUGCUGUUAAUGAUAGUGUUGCGAAUAAUGAUGGUGAUAAUGAUCAGCAUAAUAAUGAAGAGAAAGAUUAUGAUAAUGAUAAUAAUGAAGAUGAUAAUAAUGAUAGUGGAAAGUUGCCUGCAGAUUGUAUCUGCACACAGCACACUCGAUGA
This is a messenger RNA of Leptopilina heterotoma, 3291 nucleotides long. Its product is annotated as serine-aspartate repeat-containing protein I-like. The record is from RefSeq and is a predicted model, not a curated record. Lineage: Eukaryota; Metazoa; Arthropoda; Insecta; Hymenoptera; Figitidae. The coding region runs from base 1 to 3291 and encodes 1096 amino acids. The transcript has 4 exons.